AUGGCCAUGGUUGAGUGGCCACGGUCCGGGUGGGCCUCGUAUCAUAGCCCCCACACCAACAGCUGCCAGGACCUGGGCAACUCCAUCCUGUUUCUGCUCGGCCUCAUCAUCUGCAUUAACAUUGGCAUCAACAUGGUGACGCUGCUCUGGCACAAACUCCGUGGCUUUUUACACCACAUGUUCUGCCAUAUCGUCUGUGAGAAAGAAGCUUCUAAGUCAUCCUCACCUGGGAGGAAGACGCAGCCCCGGAAGCAGAACUCCCCUGCAGUCCACCUUCGAUGCACCAUGGACCCUGUGAAAAUGACCAUCACCCCCCCACCCACUCGCCGUCAUCGUCAUCGUCAUCGCCAUCGACGCUCAUCAGCGCACCAUGCCCACUACCCAGUAGCGUGGGCCCCUGACGCUGAUGACAAGGGGAGGCUCCCUCAUCAGCACCCAGCAAACUGCUCUCACAACUGGGAUCACCCCACGGACUGGGAAGGCUUUCAAUCCAACCAGGGCUUCUGGGCUCCCUGGGCCCAGGAUGCUGUGGUGCCACCUCCCCAGACCAUCCGCUUCCAGCAGACCAGAGAGGGAAGGCCCCUCAGAAGAGAGAUGCUGUCAGAGCUGGGCCUAGAGGCUUAUGUGUACCCUGUGAACCCUCCGCCCCCUAGCCCACAGGUCCUGAGCCACAAGAACAGUGGAGGGGGCAUGGGGGCUGAAGGAGAGCAGCAGCAGUGCUCACCAGCUCCACCAGCUCCACCGCUCUUCCGGGGCCCAGCAAACGUCCCAGAUAUCACCCGGCGUCGCUCCUCAGGCCGCAUAGUGUAUGAUGCCCGUGAGGUGAGGCGGCGGCUCCGGGAGCUGACCCAGGAGGUAGAGGCCCUGUCCCACCGUUACCCCCUGGUCUCGGGAUCCAGCGCUGCUGAGCGGGCAGGCAAGAACUGGGUAUACCGUCCCCUGACAGAGAGGUGACUGGGAGAAUAAAAAAAAAGAGGAGGUGGUUUGUGGUAGUGUGUGUUUGUGGGGGUGCCACACAGCACCCAGAAGCCCUGGUUGCCCAGGGAAUGAUCUCCCUGGCAACAGAGAGCCAGGGAGAGAGAGGCCUGAGGGUCCUCAUCAACCUCUUAGCCUCACCCUCACUAUCAACCCUGUCCUCAGCCCAUUCCCAGGCCCUUCUAGGUUCCAAGGUUCCCAUCAGCCUCUACCCUGUUUCCUUUAGUGCCCAGAGAGGCCCCCGCCUCCACCACCAAACCUGUCCCAGGUCAGUAGGCAGUCCUGCACUAGAGGCAAUACCCUCA
Messenger RNA from Rhinolophus ferrumequinum (greater horseshoe bat), 1280 nucleotides. RefSeq names its product spermatid maturation 1 (gene SPEM1). NCBI's taxonomy places the organism in Eukaryota, Metazoa, Chordata, Mammalia, Chiroptera, Rhinolophidae. Gene Ontology annotation, biological process: flagellated sperm motility; sperm individualization. Bases 1 to 954 code for a protein of 317 amino acids. The record is from RefSeq and is a predicted model, not a curated record. The transcript has 3 exons. Gene Ontology annotation, cellular component: cytoplasm.